AUGUUCUCAUACACAUCGCGCUCCUUAAUUGGAGUGAGCAAACACCUUAGGGUGCCUGUGCCAUUCCGCUCUCUAUCAUCCCCAACCCAGCCAACUCCGCCGGAGCAAGAGAAGACACCCGCUCAAGACCCAACACCGACCCCUACACCAGUCGCUCCUGCAGAAGCUGCCCCUGUGGCCCCUACUCCUGCCGCUGCUCCUGCCGCUACACCUGUCGCGACUCCCGUCGCUACCCCCGCCGCUACCGCCCCUGCAUCAACUACUCCAGUAGCAUCGACGGAAGCCGAGCAGAUCACCAAGCCUAGCGUUAAGGAAUGGUCUGAACGAUUAGGAGCAUUCGGCGAGGAGAGCCGACUGCCACGAAGCGUGCAAGCCAUAUACCUACGUCCUUUGCGGAGGAAGGCAGAGUACGGCCUCCCAGUUUGCGACCUUCAAUUGCGAUCAUACAGCGUCCGUAACGUCGAGUUCUUCACCGACUUCGCCAUCCGUGCCGCUUACUACCUCAACCUCCCCGUGUCCGGGCCUGUGCCUCUCCCCCGCAUCGUUGAACGCUGGACCGUCCCCCGAAGCAACUUCGUGCACAAGAAGAGCCAGGAGAACUUUGAACGUAUCACCCUCCGCCGACUGGUUCAGAUCAAGGAUGGAAACCCGCAAGCGGUGCAGACGUGGCUUGCAUUCCUCCGAAAGCACGCGUUUUACGGAGUCGGUAUGAAGGCAAAUAUCUGGGAACACGAUAGUCUCGGUAUGGUUACACUAUUUUUCUCCUUUUUUUCGUCUGCAUGGCCGUCUUUAUUGGUCAAGGUACUAACCAUCGAUUCUAUAACAGAUGCUGGUAAGGCUAUGGACGCUUCUGUCGCCGAGGUGGAAGAGGCCCUCCGCCCCGAGCUUGCGCAAUUCGGUCAGCGGAAGGACAACUCGGCCCCCGGCACGAUAUUCGAUACUUUGAACAGUGAGCGAUUCGGAGAGCGCAAGGGUUUAUAG
Penicillium robsamsonii is the source of this 981-nucleotide messenger RNA. RefSeq names its product mitochondrial 37S ribosomal protein uS10m. The transcript is spliced from 4 exons. Gene Ontology annotation, biological process: translation. Gene Ontology annotation, molecular function: structural constituent of ribosome. The record is from RefSeq and is a predicted model, not a curated record. Gene Ontology annotation, cellular component: small ribosomal subunit; mitochondrion; ribosome. Lineage: Eukaryota; Fungi; Ascomycota; Eurotiomycetes; Eurotiales; Aspergillaceae. The coding region runs from base 1 to 981 and encodes 326 amino acids.